Hevea brasiliensis (rubber tree) is the source of this 2577-nucleotide messenger RNA. Its product is annotated as receptor like protein kinase S.2. Gene Ontology annotation, biological process: protein phosphorylation. Lineage: Eukaryota; Viridiplantae; Streptophyta; Magnoliopsida; Malpighiales; Euphorbiaceae. The record is from RefSeq and is a predicted model, not a curated record. The transcript is spliced from 16 exons. The coding region runs from base 1 to 2283 and encodes 760 amino acids. Gene Ontology annotation, molecular function: ATP binding; protein kinase activity.
AUGGCAACUCGAGAUUUCUCCGACGACUACAGUCUUGACGAGGGUCCUUUGCGCGUUUUAUUUCCUUCCACUUUGAGGCGUGUUAUAGUUUGGUCUAAUGUUGGAUCUACCUCACGAGAAGGAUUUGGGCUGAAGCAAUAUAGCUAUAAUGAACUAGCAGAAGCAACUGAUAAGUUUUCCAACAGCAAACUCCUGGGCGAGAGUGGUUUUGGUCUAGUCUAUGAGGCAACACUAGGUGGCAAAAUAGUUGCCAUUAAGAAACUUAAAAUUGGUCGGGAUGAACGGUCGCAGUCGAAAGAAGAAUCGGAGAAGGAGAUUAAGGUUGUUAGCCAAGUGAGUCACAAAAAUCUGGUUAAGCUGUUUGGAUACUGCAUUGAAGGAGACGAUAUAUUGCUUGUUUUAGAGUACGUUCCAAAAAAAUCUUUGAGACAUCAUUUACAUGGAGAGACAACUUUGGAGUGGGAAAAUAGAAUGAAAAUCGCCAAAGGCAUAGCUGAAGGGUUGCAAUAUUUACAUGAAAAAUGUACACCCAAAAUCAUUCAUCGUGAUGUUAAGGCCGAUAAUAUACUUAUUGACGAAAAGUAUGAGCCAAAGGUCGCAGAUUUUGGACUUGCCCUUCUCUUUCCGGAAAAUGGUAGCCUCACUCACAUCACUAGAUCAAACAAGGGAACUGAAGUUUAUGCAGAUCCAGAGCAUUAUCCUCAAAAGGUUUCUGAAAAGUCAGAUGUUUAUUCCUAUGGUGUGGUUCUUCUAGAGAUAAUAUCUGGGAAAAAAACUAAGUUUGAAGACACUAAUAUUGUUGCUUGGGCAAAACCUCAUAUUCAAUAUGCUUUGUGCAGUGGAGACUAUACAAAUCUUGUUGAUUCCAAAUUAUUGCAAAUGAACUACAAAGAAAAGGAAAUGAAAGCAAUGAUUUCUUGUGCUGCAGCUUGCAUAUAUAAACCUUCGAACUCUCGCCCAAAAAUGAAUCAGAUAGUUCGAGCACUUGAAGGAUAUAUGCGUAUAGAGGAAAUAUGGAACGAGAAGAAUGACAACGUAUUCCUGAAAGAUAAUCCUAAGUCUAAUGGAUCUCAUAUUGAGCCCAAUGGAUCUCAUAAAUCGAAACCUCUUAUCAGUUCAGAAGCUAAUGGAUCUCAUAAUAUUGAGUUCAAUGGAUCUCAGAAACUGAAGUCCCUGGUCAGUUCAGAAGCUAAUAAUGGCAUUGAACAGAAGGAAUUUACUCAUCGAGAACCCUUGGUGGCAACUAAUGGUUCCUUUAAUGCCACUAAUGUCACUGAGAGGUUUCAAGAUUAUCGGCAGAGGAAAAUUAAUUUUCAAGAAGAUUAUCAGCCGAGAAGAUUUACUUAUCAAGAACUAACAAUGGCAACUGGAGGUUUCUCCGAGGACAACCGUCUUGACGAGGGUCCUUGGGGUCAAGUCUAUAAGGGAGAUCUAAAUGGUGAAAAGGUGAAAGUUAAGAAAUUUAAUAAUCCUAAGAAGCAAGAAGAAGAAUACACGAAGAUGAAAGCUGUUGCCAGUGGUUUCCGUCUCAGAAGUCUUGUUAACCUUAUUGGAUACUGCGAAGAAGGAGCCAAUAGACUGCUUGUUUAUGAGUUUGUUCCACUGGGCGAAUCCUUGAGAAAUUAUUUUGAUGGUGAAGACGGUUGCCGGAGAGUAAGUGACGAUUUAAUACGAUUGGCAAGAACAUUGGAUGAUUUGGAAAAUAAACUUGCGAAAGGUGAAAAUGAACUUGCGAAAGAAAAUUUUCUGUCGUGGCAUAUGUCAGCGCAGUGGAAGGACAAAUUUUUUCUUGAUGACGAUUUUGAGCUCAGGGUUGCAGAGUAUGGACGUGAAAAGUUUUCUUCAGAUUUUGAAGUUACUCGUAACUCCGCUAGAUGUAUGGCUCCUGAAUAUAUUAUUACUAGUAAGUUCACCAAGAAGACCAUUGUUUAUUCCUAUGGUGUAAUGCUUCUGGAGAUGAUAACUGGGAAAGAAGCUUUUGAUGAUAUAGUUGAAUGGGGUGUGCCUCAACUUGAACGAGCUUUGUCCAAUGGAAACUAUGAUUUUGUUGACAAGAGAUUAAAGGAGUAUAACAAAAAUGAAAUGAAUCGAAUGAUUGCUUGUGCCUUAGCCUGUUUACGUGAUCAUCCACAAGAUCGACCAGAAAUGAGACAGAUAGUUGAAGUUCUGAAAGGAAAUAUUGAUAUGCAUGAUCUCUUAAAAAGGGAACAACAGCUAACGAAGCAAGUUGAGUUAACCUUCGGGAUGGAAUCUCUGCCCAAGCCCAAGAUUAUGGCAAGUUGAGAUUGGCCUCAAAAGGACGUUGUCCAGAAGAUGUCUUGGAUUUAUUGGUAUAUCUGGAUGGAGAUAAAUUGUACUCGAGGCAUAUACCAGUGCAUUGAAAGGACAACUUUCUUCUUGAUGAUGAUUUUCAACCAAAGGUUGUAAUUAAAUAUAUAGUAGCACACCUUGUUGGCAAUCGUUUGCACAUAUUUGGGAUUAUUAUUAUUAUUAUUAUUAUUAUUAUUAUUAUUAUUAUUAUUAUUAUUAUUAUUAUACUGAAAGAAUUUUCGAAGUUUUAUUAUCUUUUAUAUAUAU